Venturia canescens is the source of this 1715-nucleotide messenger RNA. Its product is annotated as cell division cycle protein 123 homolog. Bases 178 to 1149 code for a protein of 323 amino acids. The record is from RefSeq and is a predicted model, not a curated record. The transcript has 7 exons. NCBI's taxonomy places the organism in Eukaryota, Metazoa, Arthropoda, Insecta, Hymenoptera, Ichneumonidae. Gene Ontology annotation, cellular component: cytoplasm.
GUAGAAUCGCAUCCACUGCCACCAGAUUGUGAUAAAACUGAUUGAUGUGACAUAAUCGUUGAUUCUGUAGUUUUCCAAACAAUAAAACGCGUAAACAAGGUUCACCGGACCCCCUGAACAAUGAGGUUAAGCCAGCAUAGUUAAAUACCAUUGCUGAGCAACGGCUCAGUUGACAUCAUGGUGAACAAUUUAAAAGAAGAAUGUUCCAUUUUCAAUUGGUAUCAUAUAUUCGCGAAAGAUUCUCUCGAGGCACGACUUGUCCGAAUGCCCAACGAAGUACUCGAGUAUUUGCAGCACGAUGCAUUCAUUCUUCCUGUUGAGGCUUCCAACAACAUUUCCGUCAAUACCGAGUGGAGUGACGGAUUAUCAACCAAUGUAGAUUUAUCAGAGGAAACUGAGGAGGAGCAGCCAAGCUUUCCAAAUUUCAGUCGUCGUAUACAGGAAAUAAUAGAUGAAUUUGGCGCUGUGUUUCUCAAAUGCAAUUGGAGAAGUCCUUCUGAUGCAACGUGGGUUGCACCAACAAAAACUCUCAAAUGUACAUCCCUGGAAGAAGUUUAUUUGUUGUUAAAAAGCUCGGAUAGAAUAUGCGGUGAUUUAAAUGCGAUCGAACGUCAUACAAAUAAUGAGUCACGGUGUGUUUUGCCUGCAUUACUUGUCCUCAAAAGAUGGAAGGACAUCAUUCCCAGCACCGAGUUUCGUUGUUACGUCGUCAAAGACAAGCUUGUUGGAAUUUGCCAGCGAGACGCAUCGCAAUAUCAUCAGCACAUAGAAUCUGAAAAAUAUAAUAUUCGGAAAGAUAUAACCAGUCUUUUCAACGAAAGAAUCAAAGGCCGCUUCAAGUUGAACGAUUAUUCUUUCGAUGUGAUACGAUACAAAAAGGACAAAGUCAAGAUCGUAGAUUUCGGUCCACUCGACGAGACCGUUACCAAGGGUAUGUUGUUCACGCUGGAAGAAUUGCUGAAUCCAACAAGUGGUGACGACACAGAAUCCCCGGAAUUUCGUUUCAUCGCAGAAAACAUGGGAAUACAACCAACGACGAAUAAUCAUUUUUGCGUUCCUCAAGAGAUCAACGAGUAUUUUCGAUUAGCUGGAAACGCUUCGAUUAUGGAUGUAAUUCAGAGGGAAGUCGAGAAUCAAAAUGAAACUUGAGAGAACCGAUGAUUCAUCGUCAGAGGCAAAUGUACAGAUAUUGUAUCGGAAGUGUUUCGCCCGAUUGCGCAACGAAUAAUAAAUCCGUUUUUUUCCAAACAAAACGAGCACGAUUCAUUUUGAACUCUGCCUGUGAAUGACUGUAAAAAAAGAUUGUUCUUUUACUGACAAGGAAUUUAUAACGCGAGUAGGAGAGUUUUGAGCCUACAACUAAAGGGUUUUGCAAAGAAAGUAAUUCGGCAAUUUUUCGUGAGAUGGGACAAAACAACAGCGUAUACAGAAUUUUUCAUCAUUUAUAUUCUGCCAAGACCCUCCGUUUUUGCUAUCGAUACAAUUACAUAAACCGAUGAAACACUAAUCCUACGGUUUGUUUUUAAAGAAUUAGCGUAAUAUUGCAAUAUUUGUCGGUUUGCCGUCGUCUUUUCGAGGGACGCGCGCCUUAUAUAGAAAAUAUGUCGUCUCGUUUAUGUACAAUAUGCAACCCUUAAUACUUGCGGAUGAAAAAGGAUUCACAAUAUAUGGUAUCUUCGGACAAAUAUUUUGUUAAAUAUACGCUGUACAUACAA